Messenger RNA from Suhomyces tanzawaensis NRRL Y-17324, 1927 nucleotides. RefSeq lists its product as uncharacterized. The coding region runs from base 1 to 1839 and encodes 612 amino acids. Gene Ontology annotation, molecular function: protein-arginine omega-N symmetric methyltransferase activity. NCBI's taxonomy places the organism in Eukaryota, Fungi, Ascomycota, Pichiomycetes, Serinales, Debaryomycetaceae. The transcript has 2 exons. The record is from RefSeq and is a predicted model, not a curated record. Gene Ontology annotation, cellular component: mitochondrion.
AUGCUUCCGAUUCGUUCAGUUCCGCCCCAAGCAGGGCGAACCUCUCGGCAGUUCCGUCGGUCCCUCUUCAACCAAAAAGAUGCCAUCAAAAAACUCAAAAAUUCAUCCAAUGACGAGCCGUUCCACCACGAAUACUCGGUUCGUCCCGACACCUAUGCAUUCAAAGUAUCAGCUGCAAAUGAAAGGACACGUCUUGUGGAUACAGCAAACAUAAAGGCAGAAGCACCAACCACACAUCCGUUGCAAAAAACAUCUGGGGAGGAAGGCUUCAAUCUAAUUAAAUUCAUAUACAGAUACUCCACUAACUAUCCAUUUGGUGACAAGUCGCCUCAACAGGUGUACAAUGAGUACCCAAGCACCACAUCGUCCAAGUUGGCUCGUUCGAAAUACCGUCCCAAGAAGGUGAAGAUGUUGGCAUCAGAUUUCAUUGAAGACAGUUUGUACAAUCCCCACUACGGAUACUUCUCAAAAGAAGUCGAAAUCUUCCAUCCAGAAAAGCCUUUCGACUACAACAAUAUCAACGACAUUGACGACUUUAUGGACAGCUGGCAACAGGCGUAUAGAAAGUACGAUGACUUGCUGCUGAAAUCGUUAUUCAAGAAGCAGUCCGCCCUUCCGGUCGCAGCUCCAAAUAAAUUGGAUACGGCAGUGGCAACUACCACCUCCAAGCUCGCCCAGAGAGCCCAUAGUCUCCAGAUGGAAGAAGCAUUGAAUGAUCCAAAACCAAAAUCUAGAAGAUCCUUACAAUUGUGGCAUACGCCGACAGAAUUGUUCCAGCCCUACUACGGUGAAGCUCUUGCAAGAUACUUGCUUGUGAACUACAAACUCAACGGAGCAUACCCAUAUCAGGAUUUGAUCAUUUACGAAAUGGGUGGAGGUAACGGAACUUUGAUGUGCAACAUCUUGGAUUAUAUCAAGAAGCAUCAACCUGACGUGUACAAUCGUACCCAGUAUAAAAUUAUAGAAAUCUCGUCCCAAUUGGCUGAAAAACAAUUGGAAAGUGCAAUGAAGUCGAAGUUGAUACAGCACGGAUUGGACACCUCCAAAUUGGAAAUUGUUAACAAGUCGAUCUUUGAAUGGGACAGGGUUGUCGAAGAACCCUGUUUCUUUAUUGCUUUAGAGGUGUUUGAUAACUUUGCCCACGACCUCAUAAGAUACGACAACGUGACCGGAGAGCCACAUGAAGGACAGGUGUUGGUUGACCAACAUGGCGAUUUCUAUGAAUUCUUCACUCCCCAAUUGAGCUACUACUCCAAUGCGUUUUUGCAGUUACGUGAAAAUGGAGAAUUUCCUGUGCUAGGAAGUGCCAGCACAUUACACGGAAGAGUUAACACCUUGAAAAGCACAAUUCCUUUCUUAACUGACAAGGACUUGAUCCACCCAUUACACCACUCGUCAGCCAAGUUAAGAUGGCAAAACUCACUCUUGCCCUUCAAAGAUAACCUCACUCCUGGAGAGUUCAUCCCUACCAGAUUGUUGCAGUUUUUCCAGAUUUUAAAGCACAAGUUUCCCAACCACUCGUUGGUAUGCUCCGAUUUCCAUUCCUUGCCCAAAAAUAUAGGUGGCUACUAUAACGCACCUGUGGUCCAAACAGUAUUGCAAGAUAAAAUGGUGGAUGUCAGCACAUAUAUGUGCUACCAAGGUUACUUCGAUAUCAUGUUCCCAACCGACUUUGACGUGGCUAGUGAUUUAUACAAGCAAGUUACUGGAAAGAUUGCCAAGGUCGACUCACACAGAGACUUUUUGGAAUUGUGGGCCGACGUUGAAAGUACCCGUACAAAGAAGGGAGAGAAUCCAAUGCUAGACUUCUACGAAAACGUCAGUUUUAUGGUGAGUUAGCUGUCCCUACAUAAGCUUCAAAGAGAAGGUGCCCGCCCCUUGUAUAUAGACUUACGCUUGUAUGUAUUAAUUUUCAUUUAUUGCUUCC